AAGGUAGGAUAUUUUGAUAUGUGAUGUUUGGCAGUAUAUGGGGCAAAAACAAACCUUAUCGAGCAACUGAUAUGCCUCUUGCAACAGAAGGAGAUACAGUAUCAGAAGUAUCCACAGAAGGUGGAAUUGAGGAGACUAAUGAUGUAGUGAGCUCUGAACCUGUGGCCUCGGAGGACACCAAGGAGGACACCCCAACCACUGAACCAGUCCCAGAACCAGUCCCGGCACCAGAACCUGUCAGCUCAUGGUGGGACUACACUGCUAGUUACACUAACAAGCUCAAACAGUCCGCUCAGACUCUACAACAGUCUGCUCAACAGUCUGCUCAGACCCUACAACAAUCUGCCCAGCAGUUUGAUUACAAUAAACUUGGAGAAAAAAUAGGUGAGACAGUGAACAAGGAGAAGGUUACCAGUGCAACCAACAACUUGGGAUCCUAUUUCAACUCCAUGUACAAUGGCUUAAAGACAUCCGUCGAAACAAUACAGAAAGAAGGCAUCCCUUAUACCGAUGAACUCCUGAUAGAUAUUGGUAUCCAAGAUAUUCCAAUGUUAUCAGAGUUUGAUGAAGAGCAGAACCAGUUUGUCAAAAUGCAACAACGUCGUCAAGGUGCGGCUGUUCCACCAUGGGUUGGUUAUAACGAGGAGGAAAAGAUGAAGAAACAAAUACUUUCACUUUCACUGGACGAACGAAAUGUUUUGAGGGACCCUCCAGCGGGUGUAGACUUUGUGUUUGAUUUUGAGAGCAAUAUGCCCGUAGCAACCGCAAUGUUGGAAACCGAUCCUAAACUCAACGACCUCAGAUUUAAACUCGUUCCUAAAGUGAUUAAAGAAGACAAGUUUUGGAGAAACUACUUCUAUCGUGUCAGUCUUAUCAAGCACAGUUCUCAGCUCGCAUCUCUUGAUAAAAGCCCGACACCAGAAGCAGCACCAGAAGUAGCACUUCCCUCGCCCGGCCCAGACGAACCAGACUACUCCUUUUCUCCACAGGAUGAUGAGUUUAUCAGCGACCAUCUCAGUAACUAUGAGGAUGCUGCCGAAGAGGAGCUUGUACUUAACGAAGAUGAGUUGAAACAUUUGGGGCUACAGAAAGAUGGAGAUAAAGAGACGGAGACUGCUACAGCGGCAGAUGAGGAGUGGGAGGCUGAACUUGCUCGGGAACUCCAGGAUUUCGAUAUGGUAGAGGAUGUUGAUGGAAAGCUUGACGCAGGAGAUUUCGAGGCAGAGCUAGAGGAAAUGUUACAGAAUCAGUAGGGGACGACAAACGUGAACAACAGACUUUCAUACGUCAUGAUAAUCAAAGUGAACUUUUUCUAUUUGGACUUUGUAGAAAUUUGAUAGAGAAUUUCCUAGUAGAUUAUUCCAGAAACUAGCAGAUUUUACGAAUAUUGGGAGUAAUUGAAGGUACAGCUGCCACAUGACAGUGACCAGAUGAUUAAAUUGCAUGUGAGAAAUAAAGUGGACGAGAAAUUGCAACACGUCCAAUUAGCGAUGAGAUUGGGUAAUGUAGUAAUGUGUAGGCUGAUUCAUGUUCUUCCAGUAAUACUCUAGAUGAGGACCAGUACUAGCGAUCCGAUAGAGAUAUAACUCUUGAGAAUCCUUUCUAUCGGUGCAAAGAUUCCCAAUAACGUACCUCAAGCUCAGUCAUCAGUGAUAUCUUUGAUUAGAAUUGCCCUUAACGCUGAUUUUUAAGCGUCUUGACUUGUCCAGGAUAAACUUGCACUAGAUUAGUGUAAUACAUUUUUAAACCCCAAUUUUUGUUUGUGUUAACUACGCUAAAAUUGAAUGAUUACUAAAUAUACUGUAGUUUUAAAUAUUCGAGAGGAAA
This is a messenger RNA of Bolinopsis microptera, 1827 nucleotides long. Its product is annotated as synapse-associated protein 1-like. Gene Ontology annotation, biological process: regulation of short-term neuronal synaptic plasticity; TORC2 signaling. The transcript has 11 exons. Bases 24 to 1253 code for a protein of 409 amino acids. NCBI's taxonomy places the organism in Eukaryota, Metazoa, Ctenophora, Tentaculata, Lobata, Bolinopsidae. Gene Ontology annotation, cellular component: nucleus; Golgi apparatus. The record is from RefSeq and is a predicted model, not a curated record.